Paramuricea clavata is the source of this 4039-nucleotide messenger RNA. The record is from the annotation of a GenBank genome assembly. Lineage: Eukaryota; Metazoa; Cnidaria; Anthozoa; Malacalcyonacea; Plexauridae.
AUUUAUACGCAAUGUUUUAGCAAAGUUUACGAGAAAGAAAUUCGGGAUUUCUUUGAAGUUUCCAAACAAAGAUGUUCUGCAAGGAGUGCAAAGGCGGCAGGUAAGCCAUUGAUUUCCUACUUCAUAUUUUCCUGCAUAUAAUAUUGUAUUACCAUACAACUAUUGUGCAACCCUGUAUUCUACUGUACAAAACUAUAUCUUACUGUACACCACUGUAUUUCACUGUUCUUCAUUUCGAAGAUGCUUCGAAAACCUCAUUCAACUGGACGGAUGUUUCCUGUUGACUGAAACAAUUUCUGUUCAAACACGAUUGACAAAUGGAGUUAAAUCGCUCUACGAUAAGCUGCAAUGUUACCCCCAAUGCACUUGUAUCAUAGUACCUUUCUGUAUAUUCCACUAAUCCACUGUACUUCAAGCCCUGUUAACCACUGUAUGCAACCUUUCAUAACCAUACCAUUGUGUACUACCGCUGCGUUCCACUGUACACAACUGUACCAUUCUGUACAUCACUGCACUCCACCGUAUUAUAUGCACUAUGCGCCGCUAUACUCUUUGUACACAACUGUACCAUGCUGUACUUCACUCUAUAAUGUCCGUUGUCAUACAACCAUUGUGCACUAUAUAUACAGUACAGCGUGUGUCUUCUGUAUUGCAAGUCGUGACCUGAUGUUUUCUUUCUACAUGUGCAUAAGUGCGACGUUUUUUCAAUUAUUACAUUCAUUUGACUUCUUUUUUUACACUUAGGAGGCAAUCUUAGAGCUGGUUCACAUCUCUCGUUAAGUCGCGAUGAAGUAUCACAUGCAAGUCCUAUGCUAUCUCGUGUCACAAAGUUCGAUAAAUCUUCCACGGAUAGUCCUCAACUCAAUCGACGUUCACCAACGGGAUCACUAAGUUCUCAAGAUUCUAUUUUAUCCUCAGAUAGUGUGUCUGAGAAUCGAAGUCGAUUUGAUAAGGUACUGAUGCACUGUUUGCGGUAAAUGAGUUUGUGAUGGUAAUUUAUAUUUUUAGUAAUGAGGCGACCUACUAUAAACUAUGUCAAGAUAUUUCCGGGUGAUUUCUGAUCGUGUUAAUCAACCGGUUGCUUGUGCGAGUUUUUACUACUUAUCAGGGAAACUUUACUGAGUAGAUGAAAUUGGAAACGGCAGUUUGUUUACACUGCUUAUAAAUUACGGAAUGUGCGCCUUUUACCAUAAACUAACGUAUUUAUUAAAAAUCUGAUUGUGUGCGUUUCAAUGAUUUUCUGGUUAUAUAGAUUUUUGAUACUCUGUUGUCAGAACUGGAACCUGCGUGUUUAGCCGAACAAAAGUUUAUUGAAAAGUUCUUCCACAUGCCAUUGCCCAAGGAUGAGUCCGAGGUAAACACUACUGGUAUUGCCAGAGAUUUCUCCAAAGGAACAUGUUUCAACUCAUCAGUUUAUUGUUCAAAUUAUAUUAAAAUUUUAAAAACACGUCUUGUGAUCAGGGCCGCCGAGGGGGGGGGGGGCAAUUUAGGUCAGGGCCCCUAGAAAUUUUUGUUGGGUCCCAGCAUUUUUUUGGGUGAAAUAUUUCCGCGCAAAGGCCUGUUUUUUCCGGCAAAGUACCGAAAUUUGGUAUGAAAAAUUGAGGUAAAGUCACUGGAAAGCAAUUACAACGUACUCGUCCCUAAAAAGUUGUCGACGGGUGAGUUGUUGUUCGAAAAAAAUUUUUUCCGGAAAACAUUUUGAAAAUGGGGGCCAUAAAAAAAUUUGCCCCGGGCUCCCGCCAAGCUCUCGCCGGCCCUGCUUGUGAUAAAAUACCGUUUGUUCUUCCACUCUAUCUCAUGCCCAUGCUCUGAUCCUAACAUAAAAUCCAUCGCUCAAGGGGCGAUCGCAGCGAUAUAAGUUACGUUGUCAAUAUAGUCUAGGACCUGUAUAUGAGUUUGUAUGCAUUUCAUUUAGGACAGAUAAUCUCAACUGUUUUAGGGUAAGUUGACCAUGACAGUCAACAUGGUAACGCUGCCCGAACCCCAAUCCGGGGCGAAACGUCCGAAACUGACCACACCCAAAAACGACGCUUUCGCCAUACUGCUAUCUACCAAACCAUAAAAGCUUUGGUUAUUCUGAGGUGCUUAUAUGGUUCAGAGAUGGUACUAUUGGGGGUGGUCAUUGGUAAGUGUGAAAUGCCUAGCACUAAUAUUUCACAUGAAAAUGGCCAUGUGGCUUGCAAAUUCAGAUAAACAGCAGUGGACUUACAUUACCUUUUUCCCUAAAUCUUUUUGAUAGAAACAUAAAUGGUACUUAUUUAAAUAUAUUAUCAUUGGUUUGGUGUAAAAUAGUUAAUAUUUUCUGACCGAAAUAAUAAUUCGAAAUGUGCCUACCUCUUGCAAAUGGACGUAUUUGGCCAAGUUCUCCACUUUACUCCGCUGUUUAUCGGCGAUCUCGUCGACAUCCUACAAAAAAUGUAAAUCAUCUCAGACAUAUUGGUAUCAAGAACAUUUUAAAACAAGUUUCAACUUGGUUUCAAGUAGAUCAUACCUGUUUAACCAUCGACAAGGUAAAUCCACAACUUUGUCCAAAUUCGGUGCCAUUUUGUCAUCCCAUGUCGCUUGUUAACAAUUCAGCCUUGUUACUCUUCCAUCCAAGCCAUUUCCAUUCCACUAAUAAUAAAUUUAACCCUUUAUAACAGGAGGAAACUAAAAAUCUAAACAAAAUAUAAGAAAUACGCCAUUUUAUCACCAUGUAAAAUUUUGCUCACGAGUCUUUCAAAACAUUCCGUACAAAUAUCGCGUGACAAAGUAACAGGGACGUGACAGGAGGGGGGGAAUUAUUUCACGAAGAUAGAAGAAGGCUGCGUGAAAUAGACUAAAAGCUAAAUACAAUCAUACAAAUGUUUGUUUUAUUUCUUGUAGCGACAAAUAUAUACAUAUUAUUAUUUAUUAAUAUGAAAAAGUCAUACAAAUUAAAUGUUGAUUGUUGGUUUUACCAUACUGUGUGGGCUUUCCUUUCAAGUCUCUACCCCCCCUGUCACGUCCCUGUUGGCUAAACCACGCGAGAUUUGUACGGAAUGUUUCGAAGGACUCGUAAACAACAUUUUACAGGGUGAUAAAAUGGCGCAUUUCUUAUAUUUUAUUUAGAUUUUUAGUUCCCACCUGUUAUAAAGGGUUAAAUUUAUUAUUAGUGGAAUGGAAAUGGCUUGGAUUGAAGAGUAACAAGGCUGAAUUGUUAACAAGCGACAUGGGAUGACAAAAUGGCGCCGAAUUUGGACAAAGUUGUGGAUUUACCUUGUCGAUGGUUAAACAGGUAUGAUCUACUUGAAACCAAGUUGAAACUUGUUUAAAAUGUUCUUGAUACCAUUAUGUGUGAGAUGAUUUACAUUUUUUGUAGGAUGUCGACGAGAUCGCCGAUAAACAGCGGAGUAAAGUGGAGAACUUGGCCAAAUACGUCCAUUUGCAGGAGGUAGGCACAUUUCAAAUUAUUAUUUCGGUCAGAAAAUAUUAACUAUUGUACACCAAACCAGUGAUAAUAUAUUUAAAUAAGUACCAUUUAUGUUUCUAUCAAAAAGAUUUAGGAAAAAAGGUAAUGUAAGUCCACUGCUGUUUAUCUGAAUUUGCAAGCCACAAAUUGACGUUUAACUAUGAUUAUUGCAUGGCCAUUUUCUUGUGAAAUAUUAGUGCUAGGCAUUUCACACUUACCAAUGACCACCCCCAAAAGUACCACUCUGAACCAUAGAAGCACCUCAGAAUAGCCAAAGCUUUUAUGGUUUGGUAGAUAGCAGUAUGGCGAAAGCGUCGUUUUUGGGUGUGGUCAGUUUCGGACGUUUCGCCCCGGAUUGGGGUUCGGGCAGCGUUACCAUGUUGACCGUCAUGGUCAACUUACCCUAAAACAGUUGAGAUUAUCUGUCCUAAAUGAAAUGCAUACAAACUCAUAUACAGGUCCUAGACUAAUACCUACAGUAACAUGAACUCGUGGUGUAUUUACUUUCAGACGUCCAGUAUAUCAAGUGGAAGCUCAAUUUUAUUUAAAGACAAUCCUGACGGUGGUUUUAUGUCGCGACCUAAGCGCUCUGGUGAACUGGGAUUGUAG